Molecule: messenger RNA, 1617 nt
Organism: Papaver somniferum (opium poppy)
Lineage: Eukaryota; Viridiplantae; Streptophyta; Magnoliopsida; Ranunculales; Papaveraceae
Product: cytokinin hydroxylase-like
Exons: 4
Coding region: 1-1617 (538 amino acids)
Molecular function (GO): iron ion binding; oxidoreductase activity, acting on paired donors, with incorporation or reduction of molecular oxygen; monooxygenase activity
Source: RefSeq, a predicted model, not a curated record
AUGGAAUUUACUGAUUUAUACAAACGUUCAAUUGCAGUUCAAGGAGUGGUAUCAGCUGUUGGCCUUUUGAUUCUUUCGUCAGUAGUCGUAGUAAUCUAUUCAUGUUGGAUUUCACCAAUUCUCGCUCACCGCAAGCUCAAAAAGAAUGGAUUCGAAGGCCCUCCACCAACUUUCCCGCUUGGGAACAUUGCUGAAAUGAGAAAAAUGGUCGCGGAUAAGAAAAGGCUUAUAGUGUUACCUUUGGACGAUCAUUAUCAAUCUCUUGACAUCAGCCAUGAUAUCCACUCCAUAGUUCUCCCUUACUUUGCUCGAUGGAAUGGAUUGUAUGGAAAGGUGUUCGCAUAUUGGUUAGGCACGGAGCCAUUUUUGUACAUAUCAGAUCCUGAAUUCAUAAAGCUGAUGUCUUCAAGGGUCUUGAGUAAAAAUUGGGGAAAGCCAAGAGUAUUCAAAGAAGAUAGAAAACCCAUGUUCGGUAAUAAUGGAGUUGUAAUGAUUGAAGGUGAAGAUUGGGUUCACAAUAGAAACAUAAUUACACCUGCAUUCUCACCAUCAAAUUUAAAGGCCAUGUCAAAUGUAAUUGUGGAUUCUGCAACUACAAUGUUAGAUCAUUGGAGUAACAUAUUGGAUUAUAACAACAGCAAGCACGAGAUCGAUGUCCACAACGAUAUAACAAAAAUGACUGCGGAAAUUAUAGCAAAGACAAGCUUCGGUAAUAUCCUUGUUAAUGAAGAGAACGGCCGGAAAGUAUUUGAGAAGCUGAGAGCAUUGCAAUUAGCGUUAUUCCAGUCGAGCAGAUUAGUAGGUGUACCAUUCAGCAAAUUCAUAUACCAAAAGAAAUCACAAGAAGCAAACAAACUGGGGGAAGAAAUAGAUGAUAUUCUUGUAUCGAUCAUACAAUCAAGAACGGAAUCUAUGGGUAAUAAUAAGGACCGUGGACAAGAUUUUUUGGGAAUUAUGCUCCAAGAUAAUAGCAAAAAUAAGAAACUAAGUGUUGAGGAGUUAGUUGAUAAUUGCAAGACUUUAUUUUUUGGUGGCCAUGAUACAACAGCUUUGGCACUCACAUGGACUUGUUUCUUACUGGCUUUGCACCCACAAUGGCAAAAUUAUCUUAGGGAAGAAAUUGAACAAGUCUUGGGAGGAGGACAACUGCUUCUGGAUGAUCCCACAGAUAUCGUAAAACUAAAGAAGAUGGGAUGGGUGAUGAAUGAAGUUUUGCGAUUAUAUCCGCCAGGACCAAAUGUCCAGAGACAAGCAAGGGAAGACAUUCAAGUUGCUGAGCUCAUAAUUCCUAACGGAACAAACAUAUGGGUGGAUUCUGUAAGUAUGCAUCACGACUCGAAUUUGUGGGGGAAUGAUGUGAAUGAAUUCAAACCAGAGAGGUUUAAAGAUGAUGCUACACAUGGAGGAUGCAAACACAAAAUGGGGUAUCUGCCAUUUGGUUUUGGUGGGAGAAUGUGCGUUGGAAGAAACUUAGCUAUUAUGGAGUACAAAAUCGUUUUAACUCUAUUACUGACUAGGUUUUCAUUUACUCUUUCCCCGAGUUACAACCAUUCUCCUGUGAUCAUGCUUACUCUUAGACCGACAAAUGGUUUACCUCUCAUAAUUCAACGUAUUUAA